Prorocentrum cordatum is the source of this 1536-nucleotide messenger RNA. NCBI's taxonomy places the organism in Eukaryota, Dinophyceae, Prorocentrales, Prorocentraceae. The record is from the annotation of a GenBank genome assembly.
CCGCGGCCCGAGCGGGGGGCCCCCCCCGAGAGCAGGGCGGGCGCGGGGGCCGGCCGCCCGAGCCCCGGCUGCGGCAGGGCCCCCCGCCGCGCGGGAGGUGCCGCGCGCCCGGCGCCGCGGGUUUGGGUCCCCCGGGGCCGUCACGGCUCGGUCCGGCUCGGGAGCUCCCUCGCAGAUUGCGGGCCGACGGUUCUGGCCGUGCUUCUUGGCACGGCGCCGUGGUCUGUUCUCGGCGUCGGUCACCGUCCGCGCGCACCGAUGGGCUUUGCGGUGGCCCUCGCCUCGAUCCUGGCAGUGGGAGCGUGGGCAGAGUCUUGGGAGGCGGACCUACGUCGCGCGAAACAGAGGGUGCCACGAGCCGAAUGGCGAGGACAGGGCACGCUGGCGUCGGCCAAUGCCAAGCUGAAUGAACACCUGGCCGCCAACCAAAACCUUCGCCUGAAAGCGUGCGAGCAGUUCACGGUCACCGAGCUCCGCGCAACGUUGCGGCAUCUAUUCCUACAUGUUUCAGAAGAGUUGUGGCAAGUAUACCAGCAUGGAGAUGGUCGCCAGCCGACGCAUACAAAUUUAUCAGACAUCGAGGCGCAUUGGGAGCUGCAUGCUCCCGCCGAUGACGUGCGGGUGCGCGACGCUCAUUGCCACGAGGCCGUCAUGUGGUUCGUGCACCAUCUCACGUCGGAAAACCAGCGACGAGUCCAGACUGACUUAGUGCUUCCGAUGUUGCCCAUCAACGACCACGCUAUUGAUUCGCAGCUUCGCGGUUCACAGGACAAAGCUGGCGCUUUCUACACGGCCAAGACCACGUGCCAGAAAUGCCACGUCGUCGGCCCUCCUGGCUCUUCCGUCGAUACCAAGACGGUACAAACGCCAAUACUCAGUUCAAGGUUUCAUGUCGGUUUCGUUGAGUACACGGCAAUGUUGAAACCGUUGCCGUGGCAGCAUGGAAAAACAAACAGCGGCAGUGUGCAUUACGAUUUUGAGGGCCGCAGGCAAGUCUGGUUUCACGGGAAAGGGCAGACCGACAAUUGGUGCCAGUGCGCUGGCCUGAAAACAGACGAGCCGUGCCACCUCAUUGCGGCCCCUUCGCAGGGCGAGAGUGGAGGCGGGGCGACAUACAUCGCAUUCAAGACGCUUGGCAAGUGUUGCAAGCUCGGCGCAUUUGAUCAAGGUUUCGGACCUCUGCGCCCCGACUGGCUCUCGGGCUCGAAGAGGACGGGCCAGGUCAGAGUCGGAAACCGGUCCUGCGAUAUUUGGUCUGGUGGUCCGCCAGGUGAUACGUUUAUGAUGGUUUCGGAUGAUUGGGGUGUCGACGAGAAGGGGCAUCCGUGUCAGUACUCGGACCAUUUCAAGUCGUGGGCGCGAGUGCUCUUCGGCAUGGCUCAUAACUACACGUUCGACGAUGCUACUUAUUCAGAGGCAGUUGAGCAUGAUGACGUGUUCGCGAUCCCCAGCGGCAUAGGCUGCGAGAAUGAGUGCCCCAACACGGCCGGUGGAUGGUGCAAGGCACCAGCGCCAAGCAAGGAGAUACUCGUUUGA